Molecule: messenger RNA, 1056 nt
Organism: Solanum pennellii
Lineage: Eukaryota; Viridiplantae; Streptophyta; Magnoliopsida; Solanales; Solanaceae
Product: peptidyl-prolyl cis-trans isomerase E
Exons: 3
Coding region: 119-622 (167 amino acids)
Molecular function (GO): RNA binding
Source: RefSeq, a predicted model, not a curated record
CUUUUGAAAUAUGGGCCAAUUUUUUCUGCCUACUCUUUUGAAGUAUAUAGAGUGAUGAACAAACAAAGCUGUACAAAAUCUUGAAAGAAAUUGAAGAAGAAUCAAGAAUCAAGGAGCUAUGAACCAGGCAGUACAGAAAAACACUCUGUACGUAGGAGGAUUAGCAGAGGAGGUGAAUGAGGCAAUACUACAUGCUGCGUUCAUACCAUUUGGGGAUAUUAAGGAUGUGAAGACCCCAUUAGAUCAUGCCACUCAAAAGCAUCGAUCUUUUGGGUUUGUGACCUUCCUUGAAAGAGAAGAUGCUUCCGCCGCCAUGGAUAAUAUGGAUGGUGCUGAGCUUUAUGGACGUGUACUUACUGUUAAUUAUGCUCUUCCUGAGAAGAUUAAGGGUGGUGAACAGGGUUGGGCUGCUCAGCCAAUUUGGGCGGAUGCUGACACAUGGUUUGAGAGGCAACAGCAAGAAGAGGAAAUGAAGCGCCUUCAGGAAGAGCAGAAGGCUGCAAUGCAGGUAGCGGAAGACUUGCAUAGAAAAAAGAUGGCUGAGGAAAGAGAAGGUGAAAAGGAUGAAGACCCUAUGGCAAUGGCUGAAGCUGAGGUUUUGAAACAGAAUGCUACUUCCUAAUCAUUUUGGAUGGCCGAGGAGCUUGAGGUACUCGUCAUGCUUGUAUAGAUGAGCAAGUUGUUCCGUCCUUUUACUUGACCCCGUAUCUUAUGUUGUUAAAUGGCAGCAACUGUUUUUACUCUACUAACUUCAAACUUCAUGUUCGAGUUUGUCAGAUAACUAUUUUUACUCUUCUAUGGCUCAAGUUCACUUGUGUUUCAACCUACAUAAGGUUUAUAUAGCUUUGCUGCUUUAGAAACCUAUUGAUGCCUCACAUUGCAUCUAGGGUUUGGACGUAAAUCAUCGAAAGAAAAUUGUUGUACCCUAAGUUUGAUUUACUGUAUCGAACCUAGGGGUGCAUAUUGAUCGAUUCAGUCAGGUUUUUGGUUAAUCGAUUAUUGACUUGUAAGACAUACAUCGCCAUUGAAUAAGAUUGAUUUACAAAAUUGGAACUA